CUUGCUCCUCUUCUCGUUCCAUCCAUUGCCCAGCUUCAUCCUAAAAAAUGUUGCAGAAGUCUCUCGCCAAUCCUCUACUUUCGCCGAUCCCAAUCUGUCUCACGAAGCCUAGAUCGAAGAAUUCAGGGAGUUUGCUCGCUUGUGUUCGAUCUGAGGCGGUAGGUGCUUCGAAGAGGGCCGAGGCGAUGCCCGGUCCGGCGCCAUCGAAGCUGUUCGAAUCGCCGGCGGCGGUGGCCGCAGGGUCGUAUCCGGGCGGAAUGGGACCACACACUGGCCGUGAUCCGACAGUAAAGAAGCCGGAGUGGCUCAGGCAGAGGGCGCCUCAGGGGGAGAAGUACAGGAUGCUGCAGGAGUCGCUCUCAGAGUUGAAGCUGAACACGGUUUGCGUGGAGGCGCAGUGCCCCAACAUUGGAGAGUGUUGGAAUGGAGGGGGAGGAGCUGGUGGGGAAGUCGAUGGUAUUGCAACAGCCACAAUUAUGCUUCUAGGAGAUACAUGCACCCGCGGGUGUAGAUUCUGUGCCGUUAAGACCAGCAGAAACCCAGCGCCACCAGAUCCCAUGGAGCCUGAGAAGACAGCAAGGGCAAUUGCUAAUUGGGGAGUGGACUAUGUUGUUCUUACGAGUGUUGAUCGUGAUGACCUACCUGAUGGUGGAAGUGGCCACUUUGCUGAGACAGUAAAAGCUCUGAAGAAACUCAAACCUGAAAUAUUGGUGGAGUGUUUAACUUCUGAUUUUCGAGGUGAUUUUGAGGCUGUUUCAUUGUUGGUGGAUUCUGGCCUUGAUGUAUUUGCCCACAACAUAGAAACUGUUAGGCGAUUGCAAAGAAUUGUCAGGGAUCUUCGAGCAGGGUAUGAGCAGAGUCUAUCGGUCCUAAAGCAUGCAAAGAUACACAAGGAAGGGAUGGUGACUAAGUCUUCCAUUAUGCUCGGUCUUGGCGAGUCAGAUGAGGAGGUGAAGGAAGCAAUGGCUGAUUUAAGGGCCAUUGAUGUUGAUAUUCUUACAUUGGGCCAAUACUUGCAGCCAACACCGUUACACUUGACAGUCAAAGAGUAUGUGACUCCUGAGAAGUUUGUCUUCUGGAAAGAGUAUGGAGAAUCUAUUGGCUUCCGUUAUGUUGCUAGUGGACCUCUGGUCCGGUCUUCUUACAGAGCGGGAGAGCUCUUUGUUCAGAAUUUGGUGAAAGGUUCUAAGACAUCUGCUGAGAGAAGUGACACAAAAUUGCACGAGAAUAAUGAAUCUCUCCAUCUGUAAUUUUGUGAGGCUUUUCUCUUCUCGCUUGAUUGAGUUCUAGCGUCUUUUCAGUUAUUCAAUCUCUGGUUUUGGUCCAAUAUAAACAUUCCAAGAAUGAAACAGAUGAAAAUACAGCGAGUAAAAGAAGGGAUUGGAAGGGAACAGAGUGUAGAAACAAAUGAGAUGUAUUCGAAUGAUCAACAGAUGUAAUUGUUUGUAGUUUGGAAAAUGCAAAUGUGAUUUUUGACA
Zingiber officinale is the source of this 1478-nucleotide messenger RNA. RefSeq names its product lipoyl synthase 1, chloroplastic-like. Lineage: Eukaryota; Viridiplantae; Streptophyta; Magnoliopsida; Zingiberales; Zingiberaceae. Bases 48 to 1250 code for a protein of 400 amino acids. Gene Ontology annotation, cellular component: mitochondrion; chloroplast. Gene Ontology annotation, molecular function: 4 iron, 4 sulfur cluster binding; lipoate synthase activity. Gene Ontology annotation, biological process: lipoate biosynthetic process. The record is from RefSeq and is a predicted model, not a curated record. The transcript has 7 exons.